AUGCUCGAAGACACGCGUUCAGAAACUGUUAUCAAACAUCACAAACAAUCAUUCGCGCAACAUGGCAUUCCGGUAUCGCUACUAACUGACAAUGGUCCGCAAUAUACCAGUCGCAAAUUUCAAGAAUUUAGCGACAAGUUGGGAUUCUGCCACAAGACUUCGAGUCCGCAUUACCCUCGAUCAAACAGUUUAGCCGAGAUAACAGUUCAAACCGUGAAAAACUUGUUAAAGAAAGCAAAGGAGGCAGUACAAGACCCAUACCUAGCCUUGCUAACAUACCGCGACACGCCGCGAAGCAACGACUUUGAGUCGCCAGCGCAGUUACUCCUCGGUCGCAGACUAAGGUCGCAAAUACCUGUAGUCGCUGAUGAACUCAAACCAAAUCAUCCGAACAGCAAUUUAGUGCAUGAAAAACUGCUAGGACGCAAAGCUGUAGCUAAGUCAAUGCAUAACAAGCACUCCAGACGCACGCCAUACCAACCUCUAUUGCCGAGAGACAACGUACGCAUCCACAACGGAAAAGUUUGGGAACCAGCAGAAGUAGUUGACAGAACAGACCAACCCAGAUCCUACAACGUCAAGACAACGAAUGGAAACGUCCUCAGAAGGAACAGGAGCCACCUCAAGAAGAUUCCAGACAACAGUGUUAGAACUGCAGAUGAACAGUUUUCAAUACCAAUUGAGGAGAGUGGUCACGAUCAGACCGACAACCAGAACAUUCAUAUUCCACCAGUUGUUCAUGUUGAAACAAGACGACCAGUUGUAACUUCGUCAGGUCGGGUAGUUAAACCAAAUAGUAGAUACAAAGACUAUGUGAAGUAG
Messenger RNA from Lineus longissimus, 822 nucleotides. RefSeq lists its product as uncharacterized. Gene Ontology annotation, molecular function: nucleic acid binding. Lineage: Eukaryota; Metazoa; Nemertea; Pilidiophora; Heteronemertea; Lineidae. The transcript has a single exon. The record is from RefSeq and is a predicted model, not a curated record. Gene Ontology annotation, biological process: DNA integration. Bases 1 to 822 code for a protein of 273 amino acids.